This is a messenger RNA of Ambispora gerdemannii, 464 nucleotides long. Lineage: Eukaryota; Fungi; Glomeromycota; Glomeromycetes; Archaeosporales; Ambisporaceae. The record is from the annotation of a GenBank genome assembly.
GUAUCCACUGAGGAGAUUGAAACGAAUCUGCGGAAACUAAAGUUGAAUCUUGACCCUGAAGCAAGUCAAGUAAUUAGUAGCGAUUCAGAAAUUAUACGACGCUUAUCUGAGGAGGCAGAAGGUGAAUAUAACCAUUAUAUGGAGCCAGUAAAACGUAUGGAGGGGACGACUCCUCUUCGCAUCAAAGAUGUAUGUAAUGAAUUUGUGAUGAAUUAUAAUAAUAUCAUAUAUGAAGAGGUGCCUAUCGAGCUUUCACAUGGAAAUUGGGAUGAGUCAGAAGGAGAUGUUGUAGGGAUAGCAUCUGAAAUACUCAAUACAAUAGGAAGUAUUUGGAGAAAUCCAGUGUUUGGGAAGAAGUUCGCAAAAUCUCAAAAUGAAGGGACAUAUGUAAUGGAUAUUAUAGUCCCUGUAGUGAAAGCUUCAUUAGAAAAACUACCAAUAAAGAAUUUCACCUUCGUUAGCAC